UGGGGGGCUCCCGGCGACGCGGGCGGGUGUUUUCCUCCGGGAGCCAUGUUGGUUUCGGGCAGCCCUGAGCCCUCCCGCUGAGGCCAUCUUGGGGCCGGGCAGAGGCGCGUCGCAGAGUCCACGGAGUGAUUGGGUUGGAGGAAGGCGGUGUAUCCAGUGUCCUGUGAAAUGUUAGGAGGCAAACCUUCAGAGGAAGGCAAGAUGAAAUACCUCUGCUUUUGCCCAAGCAGAGAGGAAUGGGAAGCAGUAUGUUUGGUAUGUGAGGUGUCAUCUCAGCCCAACUCUGGGAGCUAGCCUUACAGAUAAUGAUAGAGUGCUGCACGUAACCAUUGUUACACAGAUAUGAAGAUCCACAGCAGCGGCUUCUUGUACUUCAACGUCUUCAGAAGCUGAAGAGGCCUUGGUGCACUUCAGAAGCAACCUCAACAGCAACAGUCGUAUUUAAUUCACAUAAUCAUAGUGCUGAAGCUAAUGUAACCUAUGGGAUUUAUUUGCAUAGUAUUUUUUACUUUUAACUUAAAAAAAAAUACUCAGCUUCUCUUGGCCAUCAGGAAGACGCCAGUUUUGAGAGGACGUGUUUGCAGACAGUUCAGCAAACAGCUGAGGGAAGCCAGCUUUCCCUGUGCCGCUGCAGCUGAGAAGAGCUCCCGGCCGCGACCACCCCGUGUGCAGCGCACCUCCUCGCUGGACACCAUCCUGGGCUCCUACCUCUUGGGACAGUGGCCGAGGGACACUGAAGGAGCUUCCACAUCAUGCAUGAAUGACAAAGCUACCCAGACUCCGGUGUCAUGGCAUGACGCAGAGGUGGGGACAACCAGCACCAGUUCUCACAAACGUUCUGCUUCUUGGGGUAGCACAGAUCACCGCAGAGAGAUUGCCAAACUGAAGCAUCAACUCCAGCGAACAAAGCUAAAUGGCAGAAGUGGCAAAGAGAAGGAGAAGAGCUGCCCACUGCAAGGGGAUCAUGCUGUCCUCGGACCACUCAGGGAUUCUCCUUCAAGCCUCCUUUCUCCGUCUCCCAUUUUGAGGCUUAGCCCCCGCUUGCAUAGGAGCCUGGAAGGGCUAAACCAAGAACUGGAGGAAGCGUUUGUGAAGGAACAGGGGGAUGAAGAGCUUUUGUGGAUCCUGGAUGUCCCAGAUGGCCACAGGGCACCAGUGCCCGCACAGAGAGGCUCUGGAGCUGCGUCCCUGACACUGGAGCCCAACAGUGGCAGCUGCAGCAGCCUCUCUCCCUCCCCUUCCAUGCCUCUGCACCUUUCCCCACUCGCCCUGGUGAGGCUGGCAGCAGAGGAGGCACAGCUAGAUCCAAAGGAGAAAGGGGAGGGAAGCCCUUCACCAGUCCUGGCCUUUGCUUCUUCUCCUCGACCCAACCACAGCUACAUGUUUAAACGGGAGCCUCCUGAGGGAUGUGAGAAGGUCCGGGCCUUUGAGGAAGCUUCCUCCCCUGGCCCUGAGCAGCCUUUCCAGCCUUCCUGCCCAGAUAAGAACAAAGUGCACUUCAACCCCACUGGCUCUGCCUUCUGCCCUGUCAGCCUGGUGAAGCCUCUCUUCCCAAACACGGGCAGCUUCCUCUUCAGGGGCUUCCCUGGCGCUGCCAGCCCCAGCCAGCCCGCAGCCCCCAUGCCGUUCCUCGGGGGCAGGAACGAUGCCGCCACGGAUGGCUUCAGUGAGGUGCCCAAACCUCCUGUGCUUAGCUACGAACACUGGAAUCAGGGGCAGCCAGAGGAGAGCGUCGUCUUCCACAGCUCCCUGGUGGUGUGAGGCCUUGGGAGAGCUGCACCCAACAGCAGCAGCUCUGGCACUCAGCCUGUGGAGAGCAGUGCCUGACAGCCGAGAGGCAGCCAUGGGAUGGAGAAACCACGCUCUCAGAGGGAUGGAAACUGUGAAGUGCAGUGUGCCACAGGACUCCUUGCUGCUGGAGAGGCUUUUCUCUGAGCCUCCCCUCUUGAAAGCACUUUCCUCUGUUGAAUUGUUGAAUUUGCUUCCUGUGUGAUUGUUUUGCUGGUUGAGCAGCACCAUGUUGAGCAGCUGGGCAGUGUUGUGGGGAUAAAGGCAGACUCAGGCUCCAUGGCUCUAAUUGAGGUUGGGCUGGGAGGAUUUGGGUUAGAGGGUGAGGGAGCCCUGGCACAGGCUGCCCAGAGGGGUUGUGGAGUCUCCUUCCUUGGAGGUCUUCAAGACCCGCCUGGACAGGUGUCUAUGCAACCCGAUCUAGGUGACCCUGCUUCUGCAGGGGGGUUGGACCAGAUGAUCUCUAAAGGUCCCUUCCAACCCCUACCAUUCUGUGAUUCUAUGAUUGCUGAACCCUGGGAAGGAGGAGAAGGGGCCUGUGGGACAGCUGCUGUUGGGUGUACCAGAGCAGAAAGUGUUGUGUAUCUGCGUUAUUAAGACAGCUCAUGGCCCUUGGAGCACAGAGGGCUGCAGAGCAGCAGAUGUCUGCCCCUACCUCCCUUGGACCCUUUAGCAACCCCUCCCAGUGAUCCUGCAACUAAAAAGGGGGAGGGCAGGUGCUAGUGCAGCCUUCACAUGUAUGUGCUCUGCAGAGCUUGGGUGACAGUGAGUGCAGGGGGUGACCUGAUCUGCCUGAGACUUGAGGCGUUCCCAAUGCCCUGGCUGCGCUGCAGGAAAUGGGGAUGGAGCAGCACUGUACACAGGCCCCUGACACAGGGGUGGUUGCUGCUGUAGAGAAGCUGCUGACUGCUUUGCAGCCAUGAGCCCAGGGCAGCCUGGCUGGGCAUCUCCCCGAGACUGAGACCCGCCCCAUGGAGCCGUGGCAGUGCUGCCUCUUCGCUGCCUUAGAACGUGAAGCGGUAACACGGGAACGUUGAUUGUAAAGCCUUUUGACAACACAAGCAUGGGGCUUUGUGUUGCGAGGGCUCGGGGUUGUACUGAAACCCAUUUUCUUGUACCUAAUGUAGAAGCUCUAUUUUCUUCCAAAGACACUAUUUUUGCAGCUGUUCCAA
Messenger RNA from Colius striatus (speckled mousebird), 2960 nucleotides. RefSeq names its product family with sequence similarity 117 member A (gene FAM117A). The transcript has 11 exons. Bases 481 to 1761 code for a protein of 426 amino acids. Lineage: Eukaryota; Metazoa; Chordata; Aves; Coliiformes; Coliidae. The record is from RefSeq and is a predicted model, not a curated record.